Manis javanica (Malayan pangolin) is the source of this 3285-nucleotide messenger RNA. RefSeq names its product guanylate cyclase 2F, retinal (gene GUCY2F). Gene Ontology annotation, molecular function: peptide receptor activity; ATP binding; adenylate cyclase activity. NCBI's taxonomy places the organism in Eukaryota, Metazoa, Chordata, Mammalia, Pholidota, Manidae. Gene Ontology annotation, biological process: receptor guanylyl cyclase signaling pathway; cGMP biosynthetic process; intracellular signal transduction. Gene Ontology annotation, cellular component: plasma membrane. The record is from RefSeq and is a predicted model, not a curated record.
AUGUUCUUGGGACUCUGGGCUAUCUUUCACCUUAUGCUCUGCUUUGCAGCUCCCAUAAGACAGCGAGGACACCAUGGCCUUGCAUCCUUCAAGCUCCUGUGGUGCUUGUGCCUCCUGGCCCUCACGUCCCUUCUGCAGCAGGUCAGCACCCCCUACAAGAUAUGGGUCGUGGGGCCCUGGGCUUGUGAUCUGUUGUUCUCAAAGGCCCUGCCUGAGUGUUUUGCUCGACUAGCCACUUUGUAGAUUAACAGGGACCCAUAAUUUGCUUUUGAAUAUGUGAUUCUCAGUGAAGACUGCCGGUCUUCCGGGGCACUUUCCAGUUUCAUUUCCCACCACCAGAUGGCAUUAGGAGUUAUUGGACCUACCAACCCUGGCUACUGCGAGGCUGCCUUGCUCCUGGGAAACAGCUGGGACAAAGGGAUUUUCUCCUGGGCUUGUGUAUAUUAUGAACUAGACAAUAAAAAUAGCUACCCGACCUUUACUAGGACACUCCCUUCUCUGAUCCGGGUGCUGGUAACUGUCAUGAGAUACUUCCAAUGGACUCAUGCUGGAGUCACUUCGUCAGAUGAAGAUAUUUGGGUGCACACAAGAGUCCCAAGUGCUGUUUGGAGCUAAGGCCUACCAGCAGAGGUCGUCCUGACUACAGGACAGGACAGUCAAAGCACUGGGAAAGCUUUCCAGCGCAUUGGCCAGGUUGACAAAGUUCGCAGGGAGGUAAUCAUCAUGUGCAUGCAUUUGGCCUUAAUUGGGGCAGAGACUCAGAUGCAUCUCUUGGAAUGGGCUCAUGAUCUGAAAAUGACUGAUGGAACCUAUGUCUUUGUUCCCUAGGAUGCUCUGCUCUUCAGUUAACCGUAUAGCAAGCAUACCCACUACCAUAUCCUGAGGAACACCCCCAAACUGUAAGAAGCCUAUGAUGCUGUGUUGACCAUUACAGUGGAGUCCCAAGAAAAGACCUACCAAACCUACACAGAGACAGCAGCUAGAGGUGAAAUUCCCAAGAAGCUGGAGUCAGAUCAAGUUUCACUGUUGUUUGGAACCAUCUACAAUUCAAUUUACUUUAUCGCACAAGCCAUGAAUAAUGCUAUGAAAGAAAAUGGACAGGCUAGUGCUGCCAGGCUGGUUCAGCAUUCACGAUGCAUGCUGUUCUAUGGAUUCAAACAGUUGAUAAGGACAGAUCCAAAUGGAAAUGGAAUUUCAGAGUAUGUAAUCCUGGACACCAACUGGAAAGAAUGGGAACUCCAUAGUACUUACAUUGUGGACAUGGAAAUGGAGCUCCUACGGUUCAGGGGGACCCCCAUUCACUUCCCUGGUGGCAGGCCCCCUUGAGCAGAUGCAAAAUGUUGGUUUGCAGAAGGAGAGUGGAAUGACCCUGUCUUUGCUAUGAUGGCCUGCCUUGCUUUGCUUAUAGAUCUGCUAUCCAUUAAUGGAUUUGCUUACUUUAUAAGGUGUCAUAUAAAUAAAAUCCAGUUGAUUAAAGGACCCAGCAGAAUUCAACUGACUUUAAAGUAUGUGACGCUUAUCAAUCCCCACUUUGGCAGUAAGAAAGGAAGUCGUGCCAGUGCAAGCUUCCAGAUCAUCUCAGAGGUCCAAAGUGGGAGGUUCCCAAGGCUCUCCUUAGGGAGUCUAACUCUAGUUACCUAUGAAAAGUCCAACAUAGCGAUUUAUGAGGGUGAUUGUGUGUGGCUGAAAAAGUUCCCCUCUGGAUAUUUUGGAGACAUUAAGUCCAUCAAAUCAAGGUCAAGUGAUAUGUUUGAAAUGAUGAAGGACCUUCAUCAUGAGACUAUUAACCCUUCAUUGGGCUUCUUAGGGAUGUUUGCCAUUGUGACAGAAUUCUGUUCCCAAGGGAGCCUAGACGAUACACUGACAAAUUAGGAUGUAAAACUUCACUGGAUGUUUAGAUCACCCCUCCUGGUGGAUCUUAUCAAGGGCAUGAAGUACUUACACCACAGAGUAUUUGCUCACGGGAGGCUGAAGUCUCGGAACUGUGUGGUAGAUGGGCGUUUUGUACUAAAAGUGACAGAUUAUGGCUUUCAUGACAUCUUGGAAAUGCCAAGGCUCUUCCAAGAGGAAACUUCUGUGGACGAGUUAUGGUGGAUGGCCCCUGAACUGCUGUGAGCCCCGAAGGGCAGCAGGUUAGGUUCCUUUGCAGGAGACGUCUAUAGCUUUGUCAUCAUCAUGCAAGAAGUGAUGGUCCACGGCACCCCACUCUGCAUGAUGGAUCUGCCUGCCAGAGAGCUGAGAAACAGACUCAAGAAACUUCCUCCUGUGUACCGACCAGUGGUCCCUCCUGAGUAUGUCCCUCCAGAAUGUCUUCGGCUGAUGAAGCAGUGUUGGGCUGAGGCUGCACAAUAGCGACCAACUUUUGAUGAAAUAGUUAACCAGUUUAAAAUUUUCAAUAAAGGGAAGAAGACCAAUAUCAUUGAUUCCAUGCUUUGGGUGUGGGAGCAAUAUUCUAGCAACUUGGAAGAUUUGAUCUGGGAGUGGACUGAAGAGCUGGAAAUUGAAAAACAGAAAAUGGAAAAGCUUCCAACACAGAUGCUACCACCAUAUGUAUCAGUUGCUGAAUCCUUCAAAAGGGAUUGCACAGUUGAACCUGAGGGCUAUGACUUGGUCACCUUGCAUUUCAGUGACACUGUGUGCCUCACCACCAUCUCAGCCAUGAGUGAGCCCGUUGGAGGGGUAGAUCCUCUCAAUGACAUGUACACACUCUUUGAUGCCAUUGUUGGCAGCCAUGAUGUCUACAGGGUAGAGACCAUUGGUGGUGCUCAAAUGGUGGCCUCAGGCAUCCCAAAGAGGAAUGGCAGUAGGCAUGCAGCUGAGAUUGCAAUCAUGUCCCUAGAUAUCCUGAGCUCCGUGGGUACCUUCAAGAUGUGGCACAUGCCAGAGGUGCCAGUCAGGGUACCAAUAGGCCUACAUUCCCGGUCCGUUGUUGCUGGAGUGGUGAGCCUCACUAUGCCUAGAUACUUUGGAGACACUGUGAACACAGCUUCUCAGAUACAAUGAACAGGGUACAUGAUUUAUCACAUUCGUGUCAGUCACAGCACAGUGACAAUUCUUCGAGCUCUGAAUGAGGGCCAUGAAGUGGAGCUUCAAGGAAGGACAGAGCUCAGGGGCAAAGGCACUGAAGAGAACUUCUGGCUGGUUGGAAAAAAAGGCUUCACAAAGCCACUUCCUGUGUCCCCACCAGUGGGUAAAAAUGGGCAAGUGGGCCAUGGCAGGCAACCAGUAGAGAUCGCAGCCUUCCAAAGAACAGCAGAAAGGCAGCUGGUAAGAAACAAGCCAUAA